AUGAUAGUUAUAUAUCUUUUACUUCAUUCAAUGAGCCUUUACAAUUUGGGAAGAAAAUGGGAAUUAAUUAUUAAACAUAAAUGUCCAACCAAAACAGACUAUAUUCGUUCACAUAUUGGGAAUGUUUUGAAUGUACUUUCUGCUUCUGUAAAUGCUUUUGUGUUUAUAGCCUUUACAAAUAGAAUGAGAGAUUAUAUUCGGGCUUUAAUAAGAAAAACGUCUCGAACAUUUUCAUCAAAUUUUGGUAGUAAUGAGCAACCACAGAAUGCAAGAAUUUUAGGGAAUAGAACUUCGCUUAUUUAA
Molecule: messenger RNA, 303 nt
Organism: Meloidogyne enterolobii
Lineage: Eukaryota; Metazoa; Nematoda; Chromadorea; Rhabditida; Meloidogynidae
Source: the annotation of a GenBank genome assembly